AUGGAGGACGUUAGAGCAAUGGUUCUUCCACAACAACCAAGAGGGAAUGACAAAGUAAAGAAUGAAGCACAAAGAAGGAACCGGCGUGUUCUUGGAGACAUUGGUAAUAAUCUUGAGGCUGCUCAUCUUGUUGAAGGGAAGCCCCCUGUUCAGAUUUCUCGCCCUAUGACUAGAAGCUUUCAUGCACAAUUGUUAGCCAAGGCACAAGCUAAAGCAGAAAAGAACGGGAAUCCAGUACUGCCGGUUCUUGAAGAUAGGGCAGCUGCUCUUAAUAGAAAACGUGGUCCUGCCAAGAAGGCCGCAGUUGCUCCCAAGAAGGCAAUUGAAAAGCCAAUAUCUGAGACUCUGGUGGUUAUAAGUUCUGAUGAAGAAGAAGAAAAAGAUAAACAAGUGAACCGAUGCAAGCCCAUAGAAGGGCCUUCAAGGAAGGAAGUCAAGACUCUAACUUCAAUCCUCACAGCUCGAAGCAAGGCUAUGGCUUGUGAAGUUGACAUCAAGCCAAAGGAAAAGAUUGUUGAUUUUGAUUCAGCUGAUGUUAGUGAUGAAUUGGCAGUAGUGGAAUACAUUGAUGACUUGUACCAAUUCUACAAGCUCACUGAAGAUGACAGCAGAGUUCAUGAUUACAUGGAGUCACAGCCAGACAUAAACCCAAAGAUGAGAUCAAUCCUCAUAGACUGGUUGGUCGAAGUUCACAGGAAAUUUGAACUGAUGCCUGAAACCUUCUACCUGACUGUGAACAUAAUUGAUCGAUACUUGUCAAUGAAGAUCGUUUCUAGGAGGGAACUUCAGCUAGUUGGUAUUAGUUCUAUGGUUAUAGCAUCCAAAUAUGAGGAAAUCUGGGCUCCACAGGUCAAUGACUUUGUUUGCUUAUCAGACUAUGCAUACACUGGUGAUCAGAUACUUCUAAUGGAGAAAGCAAUUCUGGGGAAGUUGGAAUGGUACCUGACAGUUCCCACCCCAUAUGUCUUCCUGUCUAGAUACAUCAAAGCCUCUGUUUCACCUGGUGAAGAGGUGAAGAAUAUGGUUUUCUUUCUAGCCGAGCUCGGAAUUAUGCAUUAUCCAACUACUGUUCGGUACUCCCCAUCUCUGAUAGCUGCUGCAGCUGUCUAUGCUGCACGUUGCACCCUCAACAAAGCUCCUUUGUGGACUGAAACCCUGAAGCACCACACUGGCUACUCUGAAGAACAGUUAAGGGAUUGCGCCAAGCUCUUGGUUGGCUUUCAUUUGCAUGCCGCAGAGAGUAAUCUUCAAGCAGUUUAUCGGAAGUUCUCAAAGCCUGAACAUGUUGCUGUUGCUCGGAUCCCUCCUGCCAAAAGUUUUCUGUCCUCAUCUUUUUGA
Messenger RNA from Prunus armeniaca (apricot), 1338 nucleotides. Lineage: Eukaryota; Viridiplantae; Streptophyta; Magnoliopsida; Rosales; Rosaceae. The record is from the annotation of a GenBank genome assembly.